Komagataella phaffii GS115 is the source of this 1527-nucleotide messenger RNA. RefSeq lists its product as hypothetical. The record is from RefSeq and is a predicted model, not a curated record. NCBI's taxonomy places the organism in Eukaryota, Fungi, Ascomycota, Pichiomycetes, Pichiales, Pichiaceae. The transcript has a single exon. The coding region runs from base 1 to 1527 and encodes 508 amino acids.
AUGCUUAGACGAGUAGCCCGCUGCACUAUGGGCGGUGGCCAUUUGUCUAGCAGGUAUUUUUUCAGGAGUUUGAACGUCCAGAUGGGCACUCAAUCAAGCAUCGUGCAUUUGAAACAAUCGGCCCAAGACUACAUCAAUUUGUUUUCCUCGCCCAACAGCUCUGUUCUGCAACUUUCUACGGUCGACAGUUCCGGGAUCAGCCAGCUGCUAGUGAAUUUGCUGGUAUUAGAGGAGUAUGAUUUGUCUGAUCGGCUGUCCAAAGCGGUGUUUCAAAGUGAUUUUUAUCAGCUGGACAACGACUCGCUUUUAUUAUUGAUAAAGAUCAUUGAAAAAUACGAAAGACCGUUGCAGCAGAAACUGGAAUUGUUCAAGCAUAUUCUGUCCAAACUGUCAGAACAGUCAGGGGCUGAUAUUGACGCGGAAUUGAACGUCCAGCAGGAACUUUUGAACACAACUACAAGAUUAAUAGAGGAGGAAGAAGCCUUAGGCCUAGAACUAACAAACUUUCUGCUAGCUCUCCCUAGAACGUCAUUGAUAUCCAGUGUUUUGUUGCACGCACUAACCAUUCAAAACCAUUAUAGACACGCAUUCAUUUUGAUUGAUAACUGCAUUCAUGAGAAUGUGCCCUUGAACCGAUUUACAUUGGACAACUAUUGUUAUCAUGUAGCCCGUCAGGGGCUUUUGGAUCCCCUCGUUUACAUGAUAAGAUUAAUUGAAGGCACAUCAUAUCUACGGAUUAACUCCCAGCUAAUAAGGCUGCUUUUGACCCAGGCUCUAGAGCACGGUAGAAUCGAUUUGGUGGAGAAGUGGUGGCUAAAAUAUAUAGUCCGAUCUCGAAGGUCUGUCUUCCUGGGCGAAAAUGUGCUCAAGAACAUUGUCUAUCUGGCAUCUGAAUACGGAGCCAACAAGCUUAUCAUACGGGUGAAAAGGUUUCUCCAUUUACAAAAUCCUGUCCUUCUAGCCUCGUACGAUUGGAGAAGGUUAUUAGGUAUAUCCCUCUUCGAGGCAGAUAUGCUACGUUGUGGCACGACUAGUGCCAAUUAUCUCUUCUACAAGCUUGAACUCAACAAUAUGAACAUCCGUGCAGUUGAACUUCCCAAUCUGCAAACACAGUUAGCAAGCACAGAUAUCCUGGAUGAUUCCACAAAGAUUGCCAACCUAAUCUACAAUUCCAAGAGAGAAGAAAUAUGUCGACCGUUACUACUGAGUCUCGUCAUCGCACUAAUAAACCAGCAUAAAGGCGGUGCCGCGUUGGACUUGCUUGACCAGUGGUACGCACACUCCAAAGACGUUGAGAAAGACGAGGAAGUCUGUUUCUAUCAUCUCAGAGCACUCUUAUCAGUUGGAGAUAAGGAUAGAGUUAUGGAGUGUCUCGAAACACAGUUCAAUAAUGUUACACUAAGUCCUAGACUUUACUACUUGAUCUCUGCCGAAUUGGAAGGCUCUCCAGUUGAGUUUCAUUUGCAGAGGUUGAAGGAUCGAGCAGCCAAGGAUUCCACUUGGGUACAGACGGCUUCCAUAGGGUGA